AUGGACUUCAUCGUGACCUUUCCUGCCCUCGUCGCAGGCAGGCUCGUCCUCGCUCUCUCGCCUCUGACACACUACCUGCGGGAUGACCAUCUACUGUCGAGCCCUCUGACAUCUUACUCGCGGCUGCAGGAAGGUAUCUACCUGUUCAAGCAUGGGAUCGAUCCAUACUCUGGAAGCACCUUCCGCCAUUCACCGUUGCUGUUGUCGCUGUUCUCAACGGUGAUACCUCUCAACGAGGUGACAGCAGCAUUUCUCUGGACCGCCAGUGACGCGCUAGCAGCAUGGUCACUGGUGCGCAUAUGGAGGGCGCGACAAAAUGUAUCAAGUAGCUCGAGGGACAGCCUCAUAGCUGGGUUGUACCUACUCAACCCGUACACCUUCCUGCCUUCUCUCGGGCAGUCUACAUCCAGCUUUGAAAAUGCACUAUGUCUGCUGUCUCUGAUGCUUGCAUGUCAGAAACAGGCAUCAGCUUCCCUGCUCGCCCUCGCUUUCCUCAUCCAAUUGUCCCUCCCAUCAAUCCUUCUCCUCCUCCCUCUGCUAUUGCUACUCAUCUCCGAGCCAACCUCGCAUCUAGCGUCACCCUUCUUCUUCAAGACCGACAUCCGCCGUAUAACACCCCUCGCUGGCCAAUUUGCGGCCUAUAUCUUGCUCCUCUCCGGAGCCGCGACGCUAGUCUGCGGAAACCUCAACUGGGUCGAGAAGACAUGGGGUGCAUCGCUAACGCUGCCCGAUCUAACACCUAACCCUGGACUUUGGUGGUACUUCUUCACCGAGAUGUUCGACCACUUCCGGCCGUUCUUCCUCAUAGUGUUCUCGGUGCAUCUCCUCAUAUACGUGCUGCCGCUCUGCAUCAAGUUCCAGCAUGAUAUCCUCUAUGCAUGCUACCUUCUCUUGGGUAUCCUCAGCAUAUUCAAAGCGUAUCCGACGUUGUCAGAUCCAGGCCUCUUCCUCAGCAUGCUCUCUCUCUUCCCCGAGACCUUCCCAUAUUUGCACCACCCAAUCGUCACCGCCCUCCUGCACCUGCACGCAGCGCUGCUCCUCCCGCUCUUCCACUACCUCUGGCUCAACCAGGGCACAGGCAACGCGAACUUCUUCUACGCGUCCACCCUGGUUUUCGGGAUGGCGAACGGUGCGGCGCUGCUAGACUCAAUCUGGGCAGGAUUGAGGAUUGCUAUCGGGGAGGUGAAGGAGGAGCAUGAGGUCCUGCAGGAGUAA
This is a messenger RNA of Rhodofomes roseus, 1215 nucleotides long. RefSeq names its product PIG-U-domain-containing protein. The record is from RefSeq and is a predicted model, not a curated record. Lineage: Eukaryota; Fungi; Basidiomycota; Agaricomycetes; Polyporales; Fomitopsidaceae. The coding region runs from base 1 to 1215 and encodes 404 amino acids. Gene Ontology annotation, cellular component: GPI-anchor transamidase complex; membrane. Gene Ontology annotation, biological process: attachment of GPI anchor to protein; protein localization to cell surface. The transcript is spliced from 9 exons.